CAUUGAGUUGCAAGAUCGCGCGCGCGUCAUGACGACUCCCGGGACGCACGGGGCGAUGGCGGCCGCCUUCCUGUUGGCGGCGCUAUGCUGGCGAGCCGCCGUCGACGCGUCGGCCUACGAUAAGAUCGUUAGCCACAGCCGCAUCAGGGCCCGUAACGAAGGGCCCAACGUGUGCGCCCUGCAACAGGUUCUGGGAACCAAGAAGAAAUACUUCAGCACAUGUCGCAACUGGUACAAAGGCGCCAUCUGUGGCAAGAAGGCCAUGGUGGUUUACGAGUGCUGUCCCGGUUACAUGAGCCUAGAAGGCAUGAAAGGAUGUCCUGCAGUGGCUCCAAUCGACCACGUGUACGGCACGCUGGGUCUAGUGAAGGCGCUGGACACGCAGCGAUACGCCGACCUCUCCAAACUGAGGGAAGAGAUUGAGGGCAAAGGAUCCUUCACCGUCUUCGCGCCCAGCGACGAGGCCUGGAACCAGCUGGACUCUAGCGUCCGCUCGGCACUGGUGAGCAACGUGAACAAGGAGCUGUACAAUGCUUUACGCUUGCACAUGGUCAACUCGCGGCUGCUGACCAAAGACAUGAAGGACGGCUUGCGCGUCAAGUCCAUGUACGACGACAUGGGCCUGCACAUCAACCACUACUCUAACGGGGUGGUGACGGUGAACUGCGCCAGGAUCAUCCACGCCAACCAGGUCGCCACCAACGGCGUGGUGCACGUCAUCGACCGUGUCAUCGGCGCCGUCACUAACACCAUCAAAGGCGUCCUGGACGUGGAAGACGAGCUGUCUUCUUUGAGUGCGGCCGCGUUGACCUCCGGCGUGAUGGACAAGCUGGACCGGCCGGGACACUACACACUGUUUGCCCCCACAAACGCCGCCUUUGAACGCUUGGGGCCAGGCUACCUAGAGCGCCUCAUGGGGGACAAGGACAUUAGUGCAGCCCUGGUGAACUACCACCUGCUGAAGAGCGUCCAAUGCUCCGAGGCCAUCAUGGCCGGUUCAGUGUACGAGACCGAGGAGGGCGGCGCCAUCGAAGUCGGGUGCGACGGCGACAGUCUGACGGUCAACGGCGUCAAGAUGGUGCUCAAGAAGGACAUCGUCACUACCAACGGCGUCAUUCACCUCAUCGACCAGGUUCUGGUGCCUGACUCGGCCAAAGACGUGAUGGAACUGUUGGGCUCCGGCCAGAGCACCUUCAACGACAUGGUGUCAGAACUGGGUUUAGCCGCCGCCUUAGGCCCAAAGACAGAGUACACGCUCCUCGCCCCCCUCAACUCCGCCUUCACCAGCGAGGUCAUGACGACCGACCAGACGCUGCUGAGGUACCUCCUGGAAAAUCACAUCUUGAAGCUGAAGGUCACUCUGAACGAGCUCUACAACGGCCAACUGCUGGAGACGCUUGCCGGGAAACUUCUGCGAGUCUUCAUCUACCGCACGGCGGUGUGCAUCGAGAACGCCUGCAUGGUUCGAGGAAGCAAGCAAGGAAGUAACGGCGCUCUCCACCUCGUCAGGACUAUCAUCAGACCCUCGGAAAAGACCGCUUAUGACAUCCUCAAAGCUGACGGACGCUUCACAAUUUUCCUUUCCCUGAUGGAGACGGCGGAACUGCUCGACCUUCUGAAGCAAGACGGCUCGUUCACCGUCUUUGCGCCGACGGACGAAGCCUUCGCCGACCUGGACGCGGAUGACAUGAAGCUGCUGAAAAGCGACCUGAACGCACUGAGGACCAUCUUGCUGUACCACGUCAGCCGUGACAUCUUUAUCAAUGGCGGCUUGGAAGGAGGCGUGACCAACCUACUGAGGACGCUGCAGGGCAGGAACCUGCAAGUUUUGUCCGUGAACAACUCCAUUCACGUCAAUUCCGUGGACGUACCGGACAGCGACCUGAUGGCCACCAACGGCGUAAUCCAUGUGGUGAACAACCUUCUCUAUCCGGCUGAUCUUCCCGUAGGCCGUCAAGACCUGCUGCUCCUCCUCAGCAAGAUCAUCAAGUACAUCAAGAUCAAGUUUGUGUCUGGGUUCUCUUAUGCCGAGAUACCGCUCACCUUUGUCAGGAGGACCAUCACAACAACAACAUACACUGAGAAAAUCCCCGAACAGACCCAAGUGAUCCGGAUUAUCGGAGAACAACCGUCGAUCACCGAGGUGGUCGAGGGCGAGCCCGCCAUCACCAAGGUAACGCGGGUAAUCGAAACGGAACCCACGGUCACCCGGGUGGUAGUGGACGGGGAGUCCACCAUCACCGAGGUAACUCGGGUCAUCGAAACGGAGCCCACCGUCACGCGGGUUGUGGUGCGGGGCGAGAGGGUCGUUGAGGGAGAGCCCUCCGUUACCAAGGUAACCCGGGUCGUCGGGGAGCCCGGCGUAACCAAAGUCACCAGAGUUAUCGAGGGUGGACAAAUGGCGUCAGAAGGGAUGACCAUCUCAGGUGGAGCGCUGUUCCCCGCGGAGUUCCAGCCGCAUAUCAUUGAGGGGCCCGACUUUUCUCGGAUCACCACAAUCCAUGGUGACCCCAGCCUGGUACAAAUGGAAUCUGAGAGGAUUACCAAACUCAUCCAAGAGGGCGGGAAGUUUGCCGCCGCCAGGAAGAGUCCAGACGGAAUGAGAAGAAGGAGGACACGCUUGGUCAAGCGUCACCGCAAGGCCACGCCCCAGUGAAGAACACCAGAGCCGCGAGUCGAGCGCCGACGAAUCGGAUUGCGGAUCGACCGACACGAAAAAGAGCUCAUCUCGGGUCUAUUUUUGUAUUUUAAUAAGAAAGGGAAAUAAAAGAUUGCUGUGCGUGAAUACUACCACGUGCGCACAUCGAUGUUUGCUGUGAUCAAAAAAGUGACAUGAAACAUGACGUAUUUGGGCGGUGCUCGUAUUCACCGCAAAGGAUGCCUGGAUUUUUUUUUUUGCUGCAAUACGUUCUGUAAAUUAUCACAAAGUCAAUAAAAUACA
Molecule: messenger RNA, 2941 nt
Organism: Corythoichthys intestinalis (scribbled pipefish)
Lineage: Eukaryota; Metazoa; Chordata; Actinopteri; Syngnathiformes; Syngnathidae
Product: periostin-like
Exons: 23
Coding region: 29-2656 (875 amino acids)
Biological process (GO): cell adhesion; extracellular matrix organization
Cellular component (GO): extracellular matrix
Molecular function (GO): cell adhesion molecule binding
Source: RefSeq, a predicted model, not a curated record